Messenger RNA from Daucus carota subsp. sativus, 2874 nucleotides. RefSeq lists its product as uncharacterized. Gene Ontology annotation, biological process: protein phosphorylation. The coding region runs from base 157 to 2544 and encodes 795 amino acids. Gene Ontology annotation, molecular function: ATP binding; protein kinase activity. The transcript has 21 exons. The record is from RefSeq and is a predicted model, not a curated record. Lineage: Eukaryota; Viridiplantae; Streptophyta; Magnoliopsida; Apiales; Apiaceae.
AGCUGCGAAACACCUAAUCAUAAAAUAAAUAUUUUUGUGUAUGUCCAAUAAUAAUCAUCACUCUGUUUCUCCGACAGAUCAACCCGAAUCUCUCCAGCUCCGAAUACACACAUAUACAUACACAUAGAUACGCAGGAGAGCAGCGGGGAGUAGAGUAUGUUCAAGUUUUUACAAAGCGUUGUAGCCGGAUCCGGGUCGGGUCUCAAAGAUCUGCCCUACAAUAUCGGGGAGCCUUAUUCUUCAGCUUGGGGCUCGUGGAUUCACUCCCGUGGCACCUCUAGGGAUGAUGGAUCUCCAGUGUCAAUAUUUUCUCUAUCAGGGAGUAGUACUAAUGAUAGACAUUUAGCUGCUGGCCGUAAUGGCGUCAAGCGUCUUCGAACGGUUAGACAUCCAAAUAUUCUAUCUUUUCUUCACAGUACUGAGGUCGAAACUUCUGAUGGCUCUUCUACAAAGAUUACUAUAUAUAUUGUCACGGAACCUGUCAUGCCUUUAUCAGAAAAGAUUAAAGAAUUAAAAUUAGAAGGUACACAAAGGAAUGAGUAUUAUGCAUGGGGCCUGCACCGGAUAGCCAAGGCCGUCAGCUUUCUUAACAAUGACUGUAAACUUGUUCAUGCAAAUGUUUGUUUGGAAAGUGUUGUUGUUACUCAGUCUCUGGACUGGAAGCUACAUGCUUUCGAUGUUCUAUCAGAGUUUGAUGGGAAUAAUCAAGGAGCUUCCACAGGGCCCAUGCUGCAAUAUGAAUGGCUUGUUGGUACACAAUACAAACCGAUGGAGUUGGUGAAGUCUGACUGGACAACGAUUAGAAAAUCUCCACCUUGGGCUAUUGAUUCCUGGGGUUUGGGCUGUCUUAUUCAUGAACUUUUCUAUGGUACCAAACUGGGCAAAACAGAGGAGCUGCGUGAUACUUCUUCUAUACCAAAGUCAUUACUUCCAGAUUAUCAGCGGCUCUUGAGUUCAACUCCUUCUCGCAGGUUGAACUCGUCGAAGCUUCUAGAAACUUGCGAAUAUUUCCAAAAUAAAUUGGUGGACACCAUUCACUUCAUGGAAAUUCUCAAUCUGAAGGAUAGUGUAGAAAAAGAUACUUUCUUUCGUAAGCUGCCUACUCUAGCUGAGCAGCUUCCUCGACAGAUUGUGCUAAAAAAGCUACUUCCUUUACUAGCUUCAGCCUUAGAAUUUGGAUCAGCUGCAGCACCUGCUUUGACUGCGUUGCUGAAGAUGGGUGCUUGGCUUUCAGCUGAAGAAUUUAAUAUCAAGGUUUUACCAACACUUGUCAAACUUUUUGGUUCUAAUGACCGAGCUAUUCGAGUUAGUCUUCUGCAGCAUAUUGAUCAAUUUGGAGAUUCAUUGUCAUCACAAAUUGCUGAUGAGCAAAUUUAUCCUCAUGUUGCUACUGGGUUUUCUGACACAUCUGCUUUUCUGAGGGAAUUAACACUCAAAUCAAUGCUUGUUCUUGCCCCCAAGCUGUCCCAACGGACUCUAUCAGGAUCACUGUUGAAGUUUCUUUCAAAGCUACAGGUUGAUGAAGAACCAGCUAUUAGAACAAACACCACCAUACUGCUAGGAAAUAUUGCCAGCCAUCUUAAUGAUGGGACACGGAGAAGAGUUCUCAUAAAUGCAUUUACAGUCCGUGCUUUGCGUGAUACCUUCUCUCCCGCAAGAGGCGCAGGGGUUAUGGCUCUAUGCGCAACCAGUUCUUAUUAUGAUUCAACUGAGAUUGCAACUCGCAUCUUGCCAAAUGUUGUGGUACUUACUAUAGAUCCUGACAGUGAUGUUCGAUCAAAGGCCUUCCAAGCGGUUGACCAAUUUCUGCAAAUCCUGAAGCAAAAUCACGAGAAGACCAGUGGUGGAGAGUCAGCUGGGGACUCGAGUACGGGGAUGGCAUCAGCACCAGGAAAUGCUAGUUUACUUGGGUGGGCCAUGAGUUCCUUGACCCUUAAAGGCAAACCUUCUGAACAAACUUCACAUGCGCCGUUGAAUUCCAGUGGACCUAUUGCUACCGGUCCAUCCAAUGCCAGCUCAGUGAUGGAUACUGUCAGCACGCCAACAAUCAAUUUGAUUUCAGAAGCCUAUAUGACAGAUCAGCCUGCACCUGAGUCCCCAACAUCUACUGAUGGCUGGGGUGAAAUAGAGAAUGGAAUUCCCGAUGAUAAUGGGAGUGAAAAAGACGGUUGGGAUGAUAUUGAACCACUUGAGGAUCCAAAACCAUCUGCAGUUCUUGCCACUAUUCAAGCAGCUCAAAAGCGGCCUGUCACGCAGCCAAAACAAGUUCCGAGUUCUAAACCUAAAAUUACACCCAAUGUUCCCAAACACGAGGAUGACGACUUGUGGGGUUCUAUAGCUGCCCCUGCUCCAAAAUCCGUUAAACCGUCAACAUCAAAAACAAGUUUGGCAUCGGAUGAUGAUGACCCAUGGGCUGCUAUUGCAGCUCCUCCACCUACCACGAGGGCUAAGCCUUUAGCAUCUGGGCGAGGACGGGGAUCUAAACCCGUUGUAUCAAAAUUGGGUGCCCAAAGAAUAAACCGGACUUCGUCAUCUGGAGUUUAAGCUGCCCAGGUUUUGUCAAAUUAAGUAAAGGAUUAAAGAAAUCUGUAAAUUUUGUCUUUAUGGUGAUUUAGAAGUUCAUACAAGAAAAGAAAUGAACUUUACAUGUCUCCUUGAGUUGUAAAAUUAUUGUUUUUAGUUAUGGUGUGAAUUAUAUCAUUCUUUUUGUCCACCAGCUCUUAGGAGUCUGAGGGAUCACCCGUAAAUACUUUGCAAUUUGUAUAGUAGGCUGACGAAUGAUCUUUACCUCAAACAUUGAUUUGUCCUCCCUCUAUAAGUUUGAAUUCGCUUAGAAAACACAUGUCAAUUAUAUUUGAGAGUUUCUUUUACAAA